Molecule: messenger RNA, 1835 nt
Organism: Eleginops maclovinus (Patagonian blennie)
Lineage: Eukaryota; Metazoa; Chordata; Actinopteri; Perciformes; Eleginopidae
Product: Na(+)/H(+) exchange regulatory cofactor NHE-RF1-like
Exons: 6
Coding region: 209-1294 (361 amino acids)
Biological process (GO): protein localization to plasma membrane
Cellular component (GO): apical plasma membrane
Molecular function (GO): signaling receptor binding; protein-membrane adaptor activity
Source: RefSeq, a predicted model, not a curated record
GGAAGAAGAUUGCCACACAGCAAAGAGUUGAAGGGGGGAAGGAUAGAAGCAGAAACACAGUAGCGGAAACUCUCCUGUCACUCAGUUCAGCGGAAGUGGAGCUCGAGUAAAGUCAGUGCGCAACAGGUGUUUUGAGUGACACCUCUUUAAAGCUCGCACGUUUUUGGAUAAAAACACAAAAGUUUUAUUUCGGUAGAAAAGUACCAACAUGUCAAAGCUCCGCCCCAGGCAGUGUGUGCUGGAGAAAGGGUCCAGUGGCUACGGGUUCCACCUGCACGGAGAGAAGGGCAAGACCGGCCAGUUUAUCCGGCUCGUGGAGCCCGACACUCCCGCCUCAGCAGCCGGGCUUUUCGCGGGCGACUGCCUGGCCUUCGUGAACGGAGAGAGCGUGGAGGGCGAGAGCCACCAGCAGGUGGUUGCGAGGAUCCGGGCCACCGCCGAGGCUCUGGAGCUUAUCGUGGUGGACUCCGAAACGGCUGAGCUGUUGAAGAAACACAACCUUCAGUGCCGGAAAGAGUUCGUAACGGAGGGGAUUCCCCUGCCUGGCGGGGACAGCGACUCUGAGCACGGGGACACACAGAGCAACGGCACCCCGAGGGAAUGCACCCCUGCCCCGCCGGAGAAUGGGGAUGCUGCCUCCGAGAGGUCGGAGAGGCUGAGUGUCAGCUCCAUCACUAAGGAGGAGGGGGGGGGUCUGCGGCCUCGUCUCUGCCACAUGCAGAAAGGCAGCAGCGGUUACGGCUUCAACCUGCACAGUGAGAAGUCCAGACCGGGUCAGUUCAUCAGGGCCGUGGACGACGAUUCUCCUGCACAGCGGGCCGGACUCAAACCACAGGACAAGAUCAUCCAGGUGAAUGGCCUGUCAGUGAAGGACAUGCAGCACUCGGAGGUGGUUGCAGCGAUCAAAGCAGGAGGCGAAGAGACGUCCCUGCUGGUGGUGGAUGCAGAGACUGAAGUGUUCUUCAAGGCGUGUGACGUGCUGCCCACCAAGGAGCACGUCAGCGGAGCUCUGCCUGAGCCAAAAAGAACAUCAGAGGAGGAGCAGGUGGCAGCAGUGGUGAAGCCCAAAGUGUCUGUGAGCUCUUCAGCCUCCAGCGCGUCCUCCAUCGCCUCCCUGCCGGGGACCGGCAGCAGCGAUCCCUCUCCACAGGUGGAGCCCCCCGCCCCGGCUGACAAUCUGGGUCUCAGCUUGUCUCUAGCUCAGGCUAAAGAGAGAGCUCGUCAGAAACGAUCGGCCAAGAAAGCUCCGACCAUGGACUGGAGCAAGAGGAACGAGCUGUUCGGAAACUUAUAAAACCCACUUUUACCCUCAACCUCCAACCCCCCUAUACUCCCCCGCUCCCUCCCUCCCUCCACUCCUGUCUGCCAUCUGGAUUUUGUUUUCAAUGUUGAGACACCAGAUUCCUGUGGACUUUGAAACUCAUGAAAACAGUAUUAUUUGAUGAUUUUAUUUGUUUUAAUUUAGUGUUUCCACUUUCUUUUUAAUAACGGUUGAAGUCACACACAGGAAUGAAUGAUAAUACUUUAAGAAGAAUGUUUUGAAGACAAAAAUAAUGUAGUUUGCACUUGAAAAGGACUACAAAAGGAUUAUUGGGGCAUAUGUGAAAGAUUAUUACAUUUUAAAUGUCAGAUUUUGAUGAAUGCAAUCAGCAACUAGAAUGAAAGAAUAUAUCCAUCUCCCUCGUAUGAUAACUCCUUACUGCCAACAUGACGUGUGAGGCACUGCGUUGGAAAUCCUGUAUGAUUCGAGGAAGUCACAUCUUAUUUUUCAUGUGGCUCUUGAUAAAUGAUUGUACAUACAUGAAUAAACCUUUUAUUUGACUGAGAGAAGUGAA